GUCCGCUCACGAAAAAAAAAAAAAGCCCUAGCUACCUCCCCGUCGGUGCUACCCCGCGCGCGCCCGGCCCGGCCCCACGGUACCUCCAGGAGUGGAAGGAAAAUGACGGGCAGGGCCCGAGCCCGUGGGAGAGCCCGCGGCCAGGUGCUUCACACGACCUCCCUAGCAGCAGCUGUCGGUCCACCAGGUUUCCAAAGUCAGCAGCUUGGACAACCUAGACUGCAGCUGCAACCACAGCCACCCCCACCAGCAGAAGGAGAAUAUGUUGGCCGUGGGCAUCAAAAAGGGAUCCCAUCUGUACCAAAGCCACCAAGUGAAGCAGGAAAACUUCAGAUAUCAGCUGGCUUUCAGGAGCUGUCAUUAGGAGAGAGGGGUGGACGGCGUCGAGAUUUCCAUGACCUUGGAGUAAAUACUCGCCAAGCCAUAGAACAUGUUAAAGAAUCAAAAACAGGUACUUCAGGUGCUAUCAUAAAAUUAAGUACAAACCACUUCCGGUUGACCUCUCGUCCACAGUGGGCUUUAUAUCAGUACCAUAUUAACUACAAUCCUCAGAUGGAAGCACGACGUCUCCGCUCAGCUUUACUGUUUCAGCAUGAAGAACUAAUUGGAAGAACACGUGUGUUUGAUGGAACAACGUUAUUCUUACCAAAAAAAUUAGAAAACAAGGUUACUGAGGUGUUUAGUCAGACCAGGAAUGGAGAGACCGUGAAGAUUACUAUCACUUUAACCAGUGAGCUGCCACCUACUUCACCUACCUGCCUACAGUUUUACAACAUUAUUUUCAGGAGGCUUUUGAAGAUGAUGAACUUGCAGCAAAUUGGACGUAAUUAUUACAACCCAAAUGACCCAAUCAGCAUCCCUAAUCACAGGGUAAUCAUCUGGCCGGGUUUCACUACUUCUAUUCUUCAGUAUGAGACGAGCAUCAUGUUAUGUACAGAUGUGAGCCAUAAGGUUCUCCGGAGUGAAACUGUGUUGGAUUUCAUGUACAAUCUGUAUGGUCAGGUUGAAGAACAAAGAUUUAGAGAUAUCUGUGCUAAAGAACUCAUAGGUCUAAUUGUUCUUACAAAAUACAACAACAAAACUUACAGAGUUGAUGACAUUGACUGGGAUGCCAAUCCAAGAUGCACCUUUAAGAAAGCAGAUGGAUCUGAAAUCAGCUAUGUAGACUACUACAGAAUGCAAUAUAACCAAGAAAUCACUGACUUGAACCAGCCAGUUUUGGUCAGUCAGACAAAGAGGAAGAGGGGGCCAGGAGGUGUAAUGCCAGGGCCUGCAGUACUUAUUCCUGAGCUGUGCUACCUUACAGGGUUAACUGAUAAGAUGCGUAGUGAUUUUAAUGUGAUGAAAGACUUGUCUCUUCAUACAAGACUGACGCCGGAGAGAAGAGAGCGUGAAGUUGGAAGACUUAUUGACUACAUUCAACAGGAUGACAGCGUUCAGAAGGAACUUCGUGACUGGGGUUUAAGCUUUGAUUCCCGUUUACUAUCUUUUACUGGAAGAAUAAUUCAAGCUGAAAAGAUCCAUCAAUCAGGGAGAGUGUUUGAAUACAACCCUCAAUUUGCAGACUGGUCAAAAGAAACUAGAGGAGCCCCCUUAAUAAGUGUAAAGCCACUGGACAACUGGUUACUAGUGUAUACACGGCGCAACUAUGAUGCAGCCAAUGCACUUGUUCAGAAUCUUUUCAAAGUCACUCCAUCCAUGGGCAUACAAAUGAACAAAGCAAUCAUGAUUGAAGUAGAAGAUAGAACAGAAGCUUAUUUGAGGGCUUUGAAACAAAAAGUUACUUCUGACACGCAGAUAGUAGUUUGCCUUUUGUCCAGUAAUCGCAAAGAUAAGUAUGAUGCUAUCAAGAAGUACUUGUGCACGGAUUGUCCCACUCCAAGUCAAUGUGUGAUAGCUCGCACAUUAAGCAAGCCACAGACUAUAAUGGCCAUAGCAACAAAAAUUGCAUUACAAAUGAACUGCAAGAUGGGUGGAGAGCUUUGGAGUGUUGAAAUUCCACUGAAACAACUCAUGAUUGUGGGGAUUGACUGUUACCAUGAUAAUACAGCUGGGCGGAGGUCAGUUGCAGGAUUUGUUGCUAGCCUGAAUCAGGGAAUGACACGGUGGUUUUCACGCUGUAUCUUACAAGAUCGUGGGCAAGAACUUGUGGAUGAGCUCAAGGUCUGUUUACAAGCUGCUUUAAGAGCCUGGUUCAACUGCAAUCAACAUAUGCCUUCUCGCAUUAUUGUGUAUCGUGAUGGGGUAGGAGAUGGUCAGCUAAAAACCUUGUUCAGUUAUGAAGUUCCUCAGCUUUUGGAUUGCUUGAAAUCUGUUGGUAAAGACUACAAUCCAAGACUUACAGUGAUAGUCGUGAAGAAGCGAGUGAAUGCCAGAUUCUUUGCCCACGCUGGUGGAAAACUUCAGAAUCCACCCCCUGGUACAGUUAUUGAUGUGGAGGUCACCAGGCCAGAAUGGUAUGAUUUCUUCAUUGUGAGCCAGGCUGUGAGAAGUGGUAGCGUGUCACCAACUCACUACAAUGUAAUUUAUGAUAGUAGUGCAUUGAAACCAGAUCAUAUGCAACGUUUAACUUACAAGUUGUGCCACAUGUAUUAUAACUGGCCAGGUGUUAUCAGAGUACCUGCUCCCUGCCAGUAUGCCCAUAAACUGGCUUUCCUCGUAGGUCAGAGCAUUCACCGAGAACCCAAUCUGUCACUGUCAGACCGUUUGUACUACCUGUGAACUACAUGUACUAAGUACAGUAGUAACAAUGCAGUUGCAACUUCCCCUGGUACCAGUUUCUUUUUAGGAAAGCUAUAAUUUUUCUACGAUUUUGUUGAGAACAUGGGAGGCAUGUGUGGGGUAAAUACAUACUACUUUGUAUAAGGGGAGAGCUUUAUUUUCAUUAUAAAGUAACUGAUAACUUAAGGCAAUUUUGUCCAGUAAGUUUAAACUGCCUAUAUAGCUCUACAAAGCAGAAAUGAGUCUCUUGCUGCCCGCUGAAAAGCAUUUUAAGGUGUAGAGCAAAACAAACCUCUCCAGUUUCUACACUAAACAAGUUCCUAAAACUAGACAUAAGGGACACUUUUACAUGUGCCCUGGGGCUGGAUGAGGGGGGAGGCAGGGCAGUGCUUCAAUUAGAGCAGCUCAGAGAGCUGCUCUAAUUAAAGCACUGCUGUCUUCUGCAUCACCAUCCCAACACUUAAAAAUGGUGGUGGGGGCACUUGAACCAAAGCUUG
This is a messenger RNA of Gavialis gangeticus (Gharial), 3218 nucleotides long. RefSeq names its product piwi like RNA-mediated gene silencing 1 (gene PIWIL1). The record is from RefSeq and is a predicted model, not a curated record. The transcript has 21 exons. Bases 103 to 2721 code for a protein of 872 amino acids. Gene Ontology annotation, molecular function: protein binding; piRNA binding. Lineage: Eukaryota; Metazoa; Chordata; Crocodylia; Gavialidae. Gene Ontology annotation, cellular component: P granule. Gene Ontology annotation, biological process: regulatory ncRNA-mediated gene silencing.